AUGGAGUCGCCCUUUUUUGACACGGAGCCUCAACCCAAGGCUGCGAGCUUCAAGGGCCGACUCCAGAUGCAAGAAUUCAUGUUCAACCCGACCAGCGAACCACCCAGCACCCGUAAUGCUAGUACUAUCACUGCCAACAAGGCUUCUCCAUCUCCUAGCCCUUCUUCCCGGGGACACCUCCGUCGGAGUCCACGGAAGCAGACUCCACUCGGCCCCGUACCGUCCCCGAACCGAGUCACCAAGCAGACGGCCAGCAGCCGCGCCGAAUUGCAAGCCCUCGAGUCCACUUCAACAUUAUUGUCUCUCAAAGUCGAAGAAGCUGAAGAAGCCUUACAAGACAUCUCCAUCCUAUCCAACGAACCAAGCCCAAAGCCAGAGCUAACCUCAAAACCGAAACCAAAACGCAAACGCAAGGCUGUCGGAGGCUACGCACCACCCUCAACCUACGCUCAUCUCCCCCACCUAACCGACAUCCUCGCGCCAGACCUCCUCAUCCUCUUCGUCGGCCUCAACCCGGGCUUGCGCACCGCGGCCCUCGGCCACGUCUACGCCCACCCCUCCAACCUCUUUUGGAAGCUCCUCUUCUCCUCGGGCAUCACCCCACGCCUCUGCGCCCCGACAGAGGACCGCGACCUGCCGGCGCUGUACGGGCUGGGAAACACCAACAUUGUCGCCCGCCCGAGCCGCAACGGCGCCGAGCUCUCCAAGGCGGAGAUGGAUGAGGGCGUCGGGGCCCUCGAGGAGAAGGUCAAGGGCUGCAGGCCCGAGGUUGUCUGCAUCGUGGGUAAGUCGAUCUGGGAGAGCAUCUGGCGGGUGAAGCACGGGAGGGGCAUCAAGAAGGAGGAGUUUCGGUAUGGGUGGCAGGAUGAGAACGAGAAUAUGGGCGUCGUUGUGAAGCAGGAGCAGGAAGAGGGGAUGGGAGGAGACUGUGUGCAGGCAUUGGAGGCGUGGGCUGGCGCCAAGGUCUUUGUUGCUACCAGCACGAGCGGUCUUGCUGCGUCGCUCCGCCCGGCUGAGAAGGAGAGGAUUUGGAGAGAGUUGGGUGCUUGGUGUGAACGAAGGCGGGCUGAAAGGGAGGCCGAAGCCGAAACUUGA
This is a messenger RNA of Colletotrichum fioriniae, 1095 nucleotides long. RefSeq names its product uracil DNA N-glycosylase Thp1 (gene thp1). The record is from RefSeq and is a predicted model, not a curated record. Gene Ontology annotation, biological process: base-excision repair, AP site formation. NCBI's taxonomy places the organism in Eukaryota, Fungi, Ascomycota, Sordariomycetes, Glomerellales, Glomerellaceae. Gene Ontology annotation, molecular function: pyrimidine-specific mismatch base pair DNA N-glycosylase activity; uracil DNA N-glycosylase activity.